AUGGCGGAGUUACCUCUUCACAUCAUUGAGAACAUACUCUUGAGAUUACCAGUCAAGUCUCUGAUCCGUUUCAGGUGCGUUUGCAAAGCUUGGCGCACAUUAAUUUCCCAUCCCCAUUUCGUUAGAAGUCACUUCCGACUACCACAAACCCAAGCUAGAACUCGGUUAUGCAUCAUAGACUAUAGCGAACGUGGCGACAAUCAUUCUAUGGUAGUUCGAGCCUCUACCAAAGACUGUGAAGCAUUUAGCGAUAAUGACGGUGGGUCAUUGGCUUUUGAUUAUUUAUUUGAUAUUGGAAAAUUUAAACACGAAGUCGUUCUUCUGGAUUCCUGUGAUGGGUUAUUGUGUAUAGCUGAUUUGGCGAAUAAGAUUGUCUUAUGGAACCCAUCUACCAGACAAUUCAAUCAAUUACCACCAAAUCCUAACGUUGUGGAUUUUGUUGGUUGCCAUGGAUUUGGGUAUGACUCCUCUGCCGAUGACUACAAGAUAUUUGUUGUUUCCAUGCUCGAUCCUAACAUUGAGACUGGUGGAUGUUUUCUCGCUGAAAUCCAAUAA
Messenger RNA from Vitis vinifera (wine grape), 555 nucleotides. Its product is annotated as F-box/kelch-repeat protein At3g23880. Bases 1 to 555 code for a protein of 184 amino acids. Lineage: Eukaryota; Viridiplantae; Streptophyta; Magnoliopsida; Vitales; Vitaceae. The transcript has a single exon. The record is from RefSeq and is a predicted model, not a curated record. Gene Ontology annotation, molecular function: protein binding.